AUGGACUUUAAUCUUUCCUCCUACGUCAAUAACUUCGAUAUUGAUAAAGGCUACGAGGUUGAAUUUUCUAAUGUCGAUGCAAAGUUAGAAUCGUUGGUUGAGUCGCUUGCUCACAACCCUGAAUCUGUAUCUAAUCCAGACUUGUUUGAUGAUUUCGUUGAACUUACGCAUGGCUUUAGUACGUUGCGCCUGAAGCAGCAACAGCAACUAUCCUAUCUAAUUGUUUCCUCAUUCAACACCAUCUGCCAGCAGUUUGAUCGAACGAUACAAGAAGAAGACUUUCAUGAGUCGUUGGAUCAAGUAAAGUCCACCAUGGAGAGAUAUGGGUAUUUAGUAUUUGUAUUGUUAAAGCAACUCGCAAAGGAGGAUUUUCUGCAGUUGAGUGCAACCAGAUCUCAAAAGUCUUUGCCCAAGGACUUCCUUGCCAAGUGGAGUUCAAAUUGCACUGAGGUUGAGAACAGUUUGGUCGUUGUAAAAGCCGUCUUGAAUCUCGUUUUGGAAAGGAUAUUUGUAACUACACCGGAGCGUGACGCGUAUGUUGAGCUUUUUACGCGUCCGAUAAUGAAUCUCAUGGAAAGUCCAGAAAGAAUGAAAGUGGUUGGCUUGAGGAUAGUAAUUUUCGAAGAUUUGUGUAUUGCGGUCACAAAGCAUGGCCAUGGUCCAUGCCUUAGACACUCUAUAACACAAAGUCUAACCUAUUAUGCUCACUUGCCGCAAUAUAUGGCUAUGUUACUAAACAUGUUGACUGACAAGUACGACCACACCUUACUAUCAGAAGAGGUUUUGAGAGAAAUUGCUCAAACAAACUUCAACUCGAAUGACACGAAUGGACCAAAAGCGAUUGCAGAAUUCUUAGUUAAACUAUCAGAGUUGAACCCGGUUCUGAUUCUACGUCAGAUGACAAGCAUCUCGCAAUUGUUGGCCAAUACCAACCAAACCUUGAGGUGCUCAGUUGUGGAGACUUGUGGUAAUAUUGUUGUUAGCAUACUUAAAUCUUUUGACAGUCCCAUGGAGGAGCAAGAUGAAAUGAGUGAUCAUAAUGAACAACAGGUAGAUAGGCUACUCAAUUUGUUAGAAGAAAGGUUCUUGGAUCAGAAUCCUUUUGUGAGAACAAAAGCUUUUCAAGCUUUGACAAAGGUUGCAGAGUUGAAGGUCAAGCUUACUGCUCGAAGACAAAAGAUCAUGCAACUUGCCGUUAGGUCUCUAGAUGAUAGGAGUACUCUAGUCAGACGAAAUGUGAUCAAGUUGAUUGGAAAACUUAUAAUAAAUCACCAAUUCCAAGGUGUACAUGGUACCCAAUUGAAUCUUAAAUUUUGGAUAGAAAAGCUAGAUGAAGCGGAAAAAGAAUUAUUUCAAUAUCUUCCCACUGUGGCAGAAGAGCUAUCGGUUGGGAGUGAUGGUAUUUCUUCUUCGGAACAUGAAAAAGAUGCCGAUUCCAUUUCAGAGGAUGGCAAAGAUGUUGACAUUUGUGCCACGAAAUCAAACGAGACCAACUCUACCACAGCAAAUGCUACUUCAAAGGGGCUUGAUAACAAAGAAGAAACAAAUGCUGGAGAAAACCAUGUGAGCGAACUUGGGGAUGAAUACCCAAUUGAGCAGAAUCUACCGGACAAGACGAUUCUAGCGAGAAUCAAGCUCAAGUUUGAUUUCUACAAAGACGCGGUAGACUUCAUUGAAAUGGUGCACAGCAGUGUUGACAUUGUCUCGCGAUUGUUGUUUUCAAGAAACAGGAAUGAAGCUAUAGAUGCGAUGGACUUUUUAGUUCUUGUUGAUGCUUACGGAAUUGAAAAUGUCCAAAACGGGAUCAGGAAGAUGCUCCAUUUGGUUUGGAUGAAAGGUUCAUCAGAUGAAGGGAAGUCAGUCGCAUCACACCUCAUUGACUGUUAUAAAUCUUUGUUUAUGUCAGCUCCUGCAGGCUCCAAUGCAGAGAAAGCAACGUAUAUAGCAGGUAACCUCAUACAGCUAACCAUAGGUGCAAGUCUUGCUGAUUUGGCUUCCUUGGAGAAGUUGCUUUGUAUGAUGUACGAGGCAAAUUACAUUAAUAGCGACGUUGUUAAAGUAUUGUGGCAUGUAUACAAUACACACAUCGAAGAAGGCCGGGUGGUGAGGGAAAAAAGACGUGGUGCAAUCAAGAUCCUAGGCAUGUUGGCACUUGAAGAUUAUAAAAUCUCUCAGCAGGGUUUCAAUUCAAUAUUAAGUGUUGGAUUGGGAGAAAAGGGCCACUCGGACUUGGUAUUAUGCCGCUAUACAUGCAUAGCUUUGCAAAGAGUAUUGUCGGCUGCUGAAAGAAAGUCACUCACGCCCAAAUUAGUCGAUGAAGAUCUUUGCAUGGAGAAGCUCACGAAUGUUCUUUUGAUGGAAUGUGUCGAAGGCGUGUGGUUUCCAGCUGCCGAGCAGGCAAUAAACACAAUCUUUAGCAUUUCGUCAGACCCCGUUUCGGUUUGUUCGAAAGCGAUUCAGAAAAAGUCGGAUAAAGUGUUCAAUUCAGGUACCGGGGAAAAACUGAAUUGUCACUCACUUUCACAACUUCUUUUCAUUGUUGGGCAUGUGGCUGUUAAAACCAUUGUUUUCUUGGAAAACCUUGAAGCUCAAUUUAAAAAGAAAAAACAUGCAGCAGAAUCAAAGAGCAGAAAUGAUGAAGGCGCAAAUGGUGUUACCGAAGAAAACGAAUUAGAGAUGAUUGGUGGUACUUCAGAGGAUGAUUUUGCCGAUGCAGUGGUCCAUGUGAAAGAAAGGGAGCUAUUAUAUGCUGAUAACUCGUUGUUGAAAGGUUUCGGGUUACUCGUACGAAGGAUUUGCUCAUCUCCUAAGCAAUACAAAAACACCUUGUUGCAGCGCCAGGCAGUGUUGUGUUUAGCUAAACUCAUGUGCGUUUCAUCCAUUUAUUGUGAAGAGAACUUGCCGUUAUUGUUAAAAGUCAUGGAAAGUUCCAAGGAUCCAGUUGUAAGGUGUAACUGUGUAUUAGGUUUGGGUGAUCUUGCAGUGAGUUUCAACCGAUUGAUUGAUGAGAAUACCGAUUUCAUAUAUCGUCGAUUGACUGAUGAAAAUAUAAUGGUCCAACGGACAUGUUUGAUGACGGUCACGUUUUUAAUCUUGGCUGGACAAGUAAAGGUCAAAGGACAGUUAUCAUCCAUGGCCAAAUGUUUGGAAAACCCGGACCAAGGUAUUAGCGACAUGUGUCGUUUAUUUUUUGCUGAAUUGGCAACCAAGGACAAUGCUAUUUACAAUGGAUUUAUAGAUAUAUUCAGUGGACUAUCGUUUGACCAAACGUUGAGCAACGCCGAGUUCAAGCGUAUUUUAAAAUUCUUGAUAGGCUUUGUCGACAAGGAGCGUCAUCAAAAGCAGUUAUGUGAGAAAUUGCUAGUCAGAUUGUCUAAGGCAAGAAACCAAAAGGAGUGGAACGAUGUUGCAUUUGCGUUGGAAACUUUUCCAUAUACAAGUGAGGCGAUUUCUGUGGCUAUCAAGGAAGGAUACCAAGUCGUCCAAGCUAAAUAG
Lodderomyces margitis is the source of this 3495-nucleotide messenger RNA. RefSeq names its product condensin subunit (gene YCS4). Gene Ontology annotation, biological process: mitotic cell cycle; mitotic chromosome condensation; meiotic chromosome condensation. Lineage: Eukaryota; Fungi; Ascomycota; Pichiomycetes; Serinales; Debaryomycetaceae. The coding region runs from base 1 to 3495 and encodes 1164 amino acids. The record is from RefSeq and is a predicted model, not a curated record. The transcript has a single exon. Gene Ontology annotation, molecular function: histone binding. Gene Ontology annotation, cellular component: condensed chromosome, centromeric region; nucleus.